AUGCCUUGGCACAUCAAUGGCUUCCAGGGCUGCUGGGCAGAGGCUCUGGGCCUGGCCUAUGAGAGGGCCAGCUUGUUGGACAUGGGACUAAUGCGGUUACUCACUGAGAGUCUGCAUCAUCAGAAGAAGGCCUUUUUUCAGCAAUGCUUCCAGUUCCUGAUUCUGUUCUGCCUGGCCUUGGUCUUGUGCUAUAUGCUGUCCAGCAGCUUUCUGUCACUCAAGAACUUUUUAGAACAGAACAGAAGUGAAGAGCCUCCUGGACAACCUGGUGCUACUGGGUGGUACCAGUACCACCAAGCUUAUCCAAAGAACUACCACUUUGUGAUGGAUAAUGCAGACAUUUGCACGAAGAAGACCCCUUUCCUGGUCCUCAUGGUCCCGGUGUCACCAGAUGACGUGGCCGCUCGGGAUGCCAUCCGGCAGACGUGGGGUAACAACAGUCUGGUUCAGGGCGAGGUGGUAGUCACUCUCUUCAUGCUGGGUCUCUCUCACAGAGCUGAUGCUGAGACGCUGAAACAGGAAAACCUACAGCACAUGGACUUGAUUCAGAGUGACUUCUUGGACACUUACCUCAACCUGACCAUCAAAACGAUGGUGAUCAUGGACUGGCUGGCCACACGCUGCUCAGAGGCAGCCUACGCCAUGAAGGUCGACUCUGACAUGUUUCUGAACAUUGACAAUCUGGUGAUCAUGCUACAGAAGCCAGGUAUCCCCAGGGAGAACUACCUGACAGGGAUGCUCAUGUGGAACAGGCCUGUUAUCCGUUGGAAGUUCUCCAAGUGGUAUGUUUCUAAGGCGAUCUUCCCAGAAUCCACAUAUCCGACAUACACUCUUGGCAUGGGAUAUGUGUUUUCCAACGACCUUCCCAAGAAAUAUGUGGAGAUCUCAAAAUCCAUCAAACCCUUCAACAUAGAGGAUGCCUACAUUGGGAUGUGCAUGAAAAAGCUUGAUCUUGAGCUCACCUCGCCACCAGUUCCCUCCCAGUUUCAAGCCUACAAUAGCAGAUAUGAUCGCUGUGAAUUCUCCAAGGUCAUCACCUACAUUCUUGAUUCUCCAGAACAGUUGUUGGAGUACUGGACCGAUUUGAAGAAACCUGGACCACCUUGCACUGCCUGGGCCGGAGCCCCCUCCUGGAGCCUGCUCUACACCCGAGACCUGCUAGCCUGGGCCGGAGCCCCCUCCUGGAGCCUGCUCUACACCCGAGACCUGCUAGCCUGA
Salarias fasciatus (jewelled blenny) is the source of this 1218-nucleotide messenger RNA. Its product is annotated as beta-1,3-galactosyltransferase 5-like. The record is from RefSeq and is a predicted model, not a curated record. NCBI's taxonomy places the organism in Eukaryota, Metazoa, Chordata, Actinopteri, Blenniiformes, Blenniidae. Bases 1 to 1218 code for a protein of 405 amino acids. The transcript is spliced from 4 exons. Gene Ontology annotation, biological process: protein O-linked glycosylation. Gene Ontology annotation, molecular function: N-acetyl-beta-D-glucosaminide beta-(1,3)-galactosyltransferase activity. Gene Ontology annotation, cellular component: Golgi membrane.